Cephus cinctus (wheat stem sawfly) is the source of this 6030-nucleotide messenger RNA. RefSeq lists its product as uncharacterized. Bases 190 to 5802 code for a protein of 1870 amino acids. The transcript has 19 exons. Lineage: Eukaryota; Metazoa; Arthropoda; Insecta; Hymenoptera; Cephidae. The record is from RefSeq and is a predicted model, not a curated record.
AGAAAGACUAGAGGAGAGUAUUUUGAAAUUUCAUAAUGCAGUUCGGGUUUACCCAUUAUGGCUUUGUCCAUUCAAACUCACACCAGAACCAGGAUUGGUAAAUUCGCGAACCUCAAAGGAUGAAAUCAAAGGCAAAUUGUCCUGACUUUAUUAAGACAGUUCAGUGACAGGGAACGAUGUUCCAGUAAGAUGGUCUCCUUGGUAUAUCUUUUUCUUGCAUGCGCGCUAAUCACGACGAACGCAACGGAAUUUAAUGUGACUUCAACAUCCACCGAGUAUUUGGAUAACCGUUUGAAGGAGGUCAAAGUUGAAAUAGCCAAAGCUCACAAUGAAGAAUUUGCACCAGACAGGCCAAGUAUCUACAACGUACAGUGGGAACGAUUAUGGAGCAAAUCAUUAAGCACAAAACACGCAAUGACAGUGAAUAUGUUUGAGAAAACAUUCGUUCUGGAUGGAAAUCGUAUAAUGUCGAUUGCUAUAGAAAUUGAUCCAAAAAACAAGAACUCGACUCUACAGGAAAUUUCUAUAAUUCGUCAGGAACAAACUGUCAAAUUCAUAAGAAGUACUGUGUGGAAGAACAGUCUGUAUUUUCUAGUAUGCCAGGAAUCUGGACCAUGUAGUCUUUAUACUGGGAAAGUGACAAAGACACAAAAUUUAGUAUUAACAUAUCGACAUACUAUUCGCAAUAAAGGUACUUUUGAGGAUGCUGCUUUUUUCACUCAAAAUAAUCAGCUGUAUUUAGUAGUUGCCGAGAAUACAGGUCGAUACACAAUGCCUUCGGUAAUUUAUCGUUGGAUGGGCACUUAUAUGGAUAUCAUUGAAGAAGUAAUGACAACUGGAGCAGUAUCAGUGACAACGUUUAAACAUAAACAUUCAGAGAUAAUUAUUUUUGCACAAAAUGUUAAUGGCAAUCCAAGGAUUGGAUCUGGAGUUUAUCGAUUCAAAAAUGAUGUGUUGGAAAAUAUUCAAUUUUUGGCAACGGAUGCUCCGCACUCUAUACAACAUUAUACUCAUAUGGAUUCUACUUUUGUACUUGUCGUUAAUGAGAAUAAACCAAGUGACGUAUUUUGGUGGGAUGGAAAGGAAUUACUCAAGUGGAUGGAAAUUGUUGAUAUCAAAUCACCGAGCAUUGUUAGAAUUAUUCACACUAUGGAGGAUACAUUGUUUUUUGUAGCUUACAUGAAUACUGUUCAAGUAUAUCGUUUACUUAAUGCAGCAUAUACAAAGUUAGAUCCUUUUGUAUUAGAAGAUCGAAUACGAAUAACUGAUAUGGAUAUUUGGAUGAAUGAUAAAAUCAUUACACUGAUUCUAGUCACGUUGGGACCGAACAAUCUUCAUCACAUAGAACCAUUAGAUUUAGUCAUCAAAAAAAUUACGAACGGAUUAUUGAACCAAAAGAUAGAGUCAGCUUUUAAAUGCUUGCAAAAUUUGGCAGAUCGCUUAAAGGAAAGAAUGCCAAACGUAGAAGAGGCCAAAUCAUUAUGGCCAAGACUUUUGUCUUCUUCAGAAAAUAUCAAUAUUACAGAAUCCAUAAAAUUUACAGAUAUGAUACUCAAAUCCGGAAGUGUAAAAAACACAGACGUGUCGAUCACUGAGGAAAUCAUGAGACCUAGUGAAAUUUCAAAUAAUUUGCAAACUCUUAAAAGCACUGCUGAUAAAAUUCUUUUGGAAUCUCAAAAAACCGUGCAGAAAAACAAACCCAAUCUGUUCACAGGAAAUAUGGUCAUUCGAUCAAAUGCAUCUUUUAACGAGCUGCAUGUAGAUUCAUUGGAAACGAAUUUCUUUAAUAAUGAAAAUAUCGAUUUCAAGCAAAUUAUAUCCCGUAGUAAAAAGCAAGAAUUUUCAGAACCUCUAAAAGGCAAACACGUUAUCAUAAAUACUUUAUUAAUGGAAUCCCAUUGUGGAAUUCCUUUCCAAUAUUGGAGUCAGAAGGACAAACCAUGGCGAAUGUCAUUGAAUAAAAGUGAUAGGAAUAUGGAUUUUAUAAAUAAUACUAUUCUCAUAAAAUCUAAUCUAAACGUCAAUGAACUUAGAGUUCAUAAAUUGAAUAAUGUUCAAUUAGAGGAAUUUUUCGAUGAUCUGUUUAUACCAGGUUACAGACAACACAUAACAGGCAAUAUCAUUUUCAAAAAAGCUCUUAAAGUAGUGAAUCUUACUACGGAAACUUUGAAUGGAAUACCGUCAAAUCAUUUGAUUACAAAAACAACAGAUCAACAACUACAGAAUGUGUACAUAAAGUCACUAGGUGUACAAAAUCUUGUGGCCGACACUAUAAAUGGCGUCCCUGUGUCUCAGGCUGCUAUGACUACAAAGAAAAAUCAUAUAAAAGGCGAAGUGAUAAUGUCAGAUCUCGAAAUUACCGAUGAGCUCAUCUAUGAUAGUAAUGGCAAUUUUUCAGAAAUACGUCCAACAUUCAUUUACGAUGAUGUGACAAUUCUUGGCGAUCUGAUCAUAAAAAAUCUUGAUGUAAAAUCCAAAAAUUCUAUUAUACUUCGCGGAAAGGAGAUCAAUAUCGAAAAACUGUUUAACACUUCAUGGACAAAAUCGAGCAACCAAGUCAUCACUAACAGUAUUACUUUAAAGAAAGGUGUAACGAUUGAUAAUCUUCAAACGAAAUAUCUAAAUGGACUCACUGAGGAUGAUUUUCUUUAUACGACAAUGAAAGAGAUACCUGAAGAUUUUGGAAAACUACAUUUUCAUAGUUUUGAAACUGGCGGAUCAUUAUUUUCUGACAAGUCCAAGCCGAGCUAUUAUUUAUUUGCUGGAGAGUCGUUAAUAGUAAAUGCAAAAUUACACAUAGAAAAUCUGACAGUACGUCAUUUAUAUACAAAGUUUUUCAAUAAAUUUCCUGUUGACAGUUUGGGUAAAAAUAUUGUAACGGAAUUCCCGCAUGACGUGGUUUUCGAAACUGUUCUUGUAAAUGAUUUCGUUAGAGCCGAUCAAAUGUCUAUUUCGUCUCUGAAUGACGUGCACAUGACUGAAUUUUUCAAAAAAGCAAUUUACGUGGAUGGUAACUACAAUAUGGAAACUGUGAACGUCCAACAAUUUAAUGUUUUCAAUUUUAACGUCGAAAAUAUUAAUGGAAAACUGCUGAAUGACAUUUUCGCGAUAUUCACUCAAAGUCAUUUGGCUUUACAAAAUUUGAGUAUCGAUGGCAAUUUGGAAGUAGAGGGAAAUUUGAAAGUUAAUUACAUAAAUGACAAUGAAACUGAAGACUAUUUAAGUAUGAUCGUAUCGACCGAUCAUGUUAUAGCAGAUGGACCAUACAUUAUAGAAAAUCUAACAGUUCACGGUGAUAUGUACAUAAAUUUUCUACAUGGUGAGAAAUUGGAAAAUCUAUUGUUAAACAAAUUUUCGAAAACUCAAGAACAAACGAUACCUGGAUCAUUUUCUUUCUACAAUGUAAAAUCCAAUAAUCUGACUGUAAACUUUAUAAAUGAUUGUGAUAUGUCAAAGUUAUUAUUUAUCGAUCAGCCAUUGAUUUUCAAUAGAAACGUUACAUUCAAUGAUUUAUUUAUUAAACAAGAUGUCUUUACAACGGUACUAAACAACAACAAUAUUACUACGCUAUAUGACAAUUUAUUGUUCGUUCCAUCAACGAAUAUACAUAAUUUAACAAUAAAUGGAAGACUCUCUUGGGAGACGUUGGCGUCAAAUGAGAAUUCUCUUUCUUAUUUGUACGAAAAUGCCGUGACGAGGAAUACAAAUCAAAUUAUUCUACAAGACACAAUAUUCGUGAACAAUGUAUCAGCUGUGGAUGUUCAAUCGGAUGAAAAUCUUGCAAAUUUAAGUAUUGUUGAUAUCGUAUCCGAUUCGGUCCUUUCAAAAGAUAAUACAAGCGUUGAGAUAAGCGGUAGAAAAGUCUUCAAUAACGACUUGUCUAUGGAAAAUUUAAAUGUCAUCAACAAUACAUACGUACUUAGUAUAAAUGGAGCAGAUAUACGCUAUAUAAAUUCCUCUAUUGUUAAGAAAUUCAAUCAAGAAACAAUAACGGGACCUACGAUAUUUAAAGGAGAUGUUACGAUUGGACGUCUUUUUGUAAAAAGUGGUAACGUUCAUGGUAGGCCUAUCAGAGGAUUAGUUCAAAAUACGGAUAUUUUGCCAAACGGGAUAGUUUUUCAAAAUCUCGAGAUAAAGGGUCGUCUAAUAUCAAAAAUGUUAGAUGGCAUAGAUUUUCAAGACUUUAUGGCAAAUCGAGUUUCUCUGAGUGGUGAUCAUCAAGUUUUUGGAAACUUUCAAUUUAACAAACGAAUAGUAGUAACGGAUAAUGCAGUCAUUGACACGAUCAAUAAUAUAACAAUGAGCGACUUGAUUGUCAAUGGAAAGAAGGAAGAACAAAUAAUUUAUGGAUCAAAAUUAUUUUCAAAUAACUUAAUUGUUCAUGGACAUAUGUAUGCUCCAUUAAUUAAUAAUAUGGAUAUUGUGAACGAAUACAGAAAUGGCAUAGUGAAUGAUGACUCUGUUGAUAUUUAUGGUGAUCUCGUUUUUCAAUCAAAUGUUGACAUUCGGCCAGGAACAAAUGUCUCUGGUUAUCUAAACGGAAUGAGUUUGCAUCGCGUUAAUGAUGAAUUUGGCAGCGAAGUCCAAGGAAGUCUUGUAGAAUUGAAACGAAAUGAACAUCUUAUAGAGAACACGAUAACGAAAUUUGUAAACGUUUCUCAGAGUUUGUCAAAUAUCUUCUUUUAUUUAGAAAAUGAAGAAAAAUUAGAAUUGAGAGUGCCAAACGUAGAACGCAUUAUCGUUAAAUAUAUAGAAUCUAUAACAAAAUUGAAUAUGUAUGGAAACGAAUUGGGUAGAUAUUGUGGGCUUCCGGAUUCUUGUCCUUGUCCAACACAAUACUCGGCUGAAAUCUUAGAUAAGGAUUGUAAAAUUUGGAAAAAUAAUGAUUCUGAAAUUCUGUACAAUUUUUAUGAGCCAAAUGGAGCUUUUGGUAUAAACAUUUUCACGAAUUCAAUAUCAAGCAGCCGAGAAUGCACUGGAAAUGAUCCGAAUAAGGAAUUUAUAAAAAUAGCUUGGAUGACACCAAAAGCUGAUUAUAAAGAACAAUUAGGAGAAGGUUUGGGAGUAAAUUUUCAAACAACGCUGCUGCGACAAGGUUUUGUAAAGGAUGUCGAAGUACUAACUUAUAAUGAGAAUAUAUAUAUCAUCUUGGCUAUUUACUACGAUGCCACCCAAUCAUCUCAUCAAUUGGAAUCUCCUAUCUAUAAGCUAGAUUGGACUACGAGGAAGAUAACAUUAGCUCAAAAUAUCAGUACAAAUGGUGCAUGGGCUCUUGAAACUUUUAAAAUUCCUGGGCAGGGCCCCUACCUUCUUGUGGGCUGUUCGCAAUAUCAGGCUGAAUCUCAAUUAUACAGAAUUAAUCCAAUCAGUUCAAAGUUUGAACUUGUGAGAACUUUUGCAAGUGCCAGUCGCCAUGUGAAGAGCUUGGUCCAACAAACAGACUACUUUAUUCUAUUAGACGAUCCUGUCACCAAUUCGGUUCAUAUAUUUCAAUAUAACUUCGUCUUUAAUAAUUUCUACUUUUAUCAAAAUCUUUAUUUUGAUAGUAGAAUCACUUCCAUCGAAGUCUUUUAUGCAGGAGAAUUCAAAUCUAGUGACUCCUACAUCAUUAUAACAACUGAAGAAGGGAAACUUCAUAUUUAUGAAUAUAUGUUUUUCGGGAAAUUUCAACUAAAAACUGUUCACUGGGUCAAUGACAUCCAAACAGCAGUACCCUUCUAUUUCAAAGGACACCGUUAUGUAUUUGUAGGCACCAAACAGUACAGUUCAGUAUUUAAAAUUGUUGGUCAAGGACCUGAUUAAGUAUGCAGGAACUUGUAAUUCUUUGAUGUAUCAGUGAUACAUUUGUUAUUAAUUAUUUAUGUCUAUGUAAAUGUAUAUGGGUUUGUGCCGGAACCAAAUUCAGGAAUGUAUCCUACUACAUACCAUAUUUAUUGAAAAGUAUUUAUAUUAUUUUAUAUAUUGUAGUGAUUCUAUAGAAUCCAUUAUAAUCAGUGUUACGUAAAGAUUAAAUAUAUACAUUGCAGCAUG